Insectozyma verbasci is the source of this 1140-nucleotide messenger RNA. The record is from the annotation of a GenBank genome assembly. Lineage: Eukaryota; Fungi; Ascomycota; Pichiomycetes; Serinales; Debaryomycetaceae.
AUGUCAGAUAAUACAAUAAAAAAUAAUGAUAAUAAUAACAAUAGUGAAUCAAUUGAUGAUGAACAUAUAAUUGAUGAACAUUCUGCACCAGAUUUAUCCCAUACAGAUGAUGAACAAGAAGAUGAAGAAGAUGAAGAAGAUGAAGAACCAAACAAUAUAAAUCAAGAUAAUGGAGCUAUACAAUAUCCAGGUACAAUAUUACCAGAUCAUAAUCAGCAAGAAAUAAUAGCAGAUCAAGAACUAACUAAUGAUAUAGAUUUAGAUACUGAUUAUAUAGACCUAGUUCAUUUAAAAAUAUCAUCAUUGAAAGAUUUACAGUUAGAAAGAUUCAAACAUCUUGAGUCUCUCAAUUUGAGACAAAACCUCAUCACCUCCAUAGUUUCAGUUAAAGAUCUUCCUACUAGUUUAGAAGAAUUGGAUUUUUACGAUAAUAGAAUCAAUCACAUCUCCUCAUCAAUUAAACAUUUAGUCAAUUUGAAAAGUUUAGAUUUUUCAUUCAAUUUAAUUAAAAAUAUUAAAAAUAUAGAAACGUUGGUUAAUUUAGAAAAUUUAUACUUUGUCCAGAACAAGAUAAAAGAGAUUAAAAAUCUUGAAACAUUAACCAAAAUCACAAAUUUGGAACUUGGAGGUAACAAGAUUGAAAAAAUUGAAAAUUUGGAUAAAUUAGUGGAAUUAAAGCAAUUAUGGUUGGGUAAGAAUAGAAUACCAAGAUUUGAAAAUUUAGGAAAUCUAAUUAAUUUACGAGUUUUAUCUAUUCAAUCAAAUAGGAUAACUAAAAUUGAAGGGUUGGAAAAUUUAAAAAAUUUGGAAGAGUUAUAUGUUUCACAUAAUGGGAUUGAAAAAAUUGAAAAUUUAGAACAUAAUACAAAUCUACAAGUGUUGGAUAUCACAUCAAAUAAAAUUUCAAAAUUGGAGGGAUUAAAACAUUUAGUUAAAUUGACUGAUUUUUGGUGUUCCUACAAUCAAAUAUCAUCAUUUGAAGAAAUUGGUAAAGAGUUAGGAAAAUUGCCUGAUUUAGAAUGUGUUUAUUUUGAAGGUAAUCCGAUUCAACGUAAUAAUCCAAGUGCAUAUAGAAGAAAAUUAAAAUUAUAUCUUGGUUCAUCAAUAAAUAAAAUUGAUGCUACAUAUGUUCACAGUUGA